AUGCCGCUUUGGCGUUUAGGCCUUCCCAUCCGAUGGCCGACAGUAACUACACCGGGACCGUCCAGACACCGAACUAGCCGGCGUGGAAGUAUCAACGAGAAGGAUUCUUAUUUGGACUCAGACGAGGAUGAGAGAGUCGUAACUACACCGGGACCGUCUAGACACAGGAUCAACUGGCGUCGGAGAACCCGCGAGAAUGCUCCUUCGUUGAACUCGGACGAGGAUGAGCGGGGCCCGAGAUUGUCCAGACACAAGACUAACCGAUAUCGGUGCAUCAACACGAUCAUUCCUCGCGAGAAUGAUCCUCAUUUGGACUCGAAUGAGUAUGAGAGGAUUGUAACUAUAUCUAGACGGCAUAGGCGCAGGCUCAGGGCAAACCACCGUCUGAGUACCCGGGAGAAUGAUGCUUGUUUGAUCCCAGAUGAGUAUUAUGAGAUCGCACCUACACCGAGGCAUUCCCGGCACAGGAAUGACCGGCGUCGGAGCAUUAACACAAUCGUUACUUGCGACAAUGAUCCUUUUUCGGGCUCGGAGGAGGGCCUUACAUCUGAUUUACCAGCGGCUGAAAAUGACAAAUCGUCACUGCCCAAGUGGCAAAGCUUCUUCUCUUUUUUGCGCAGGUUAGGACAUCGACGAGAAGAAAACAGCGACGAGAAUGCACGCUUGCUUGAUGAUGAGGAUGCGGACACUUCCGCACAAGUACCAACCCAUGACGAAUCACUCUACCGCGCCCUGGAUCGCAAAACUAAGGAGAUCCGACUGCUCGAGAUACACCCAGCUCAGGAUCCAGGAACAAUUAUCUCUUGCAACCUCAGGACCGUCUCGCUCACCAAUGAUCGAACCAGCUAUGACGCGCUUUCAUAUGCCUGGGGAGACCGCUCAGCACAACGUCUCAUUCGAAUCAACGGAGAGCUAAUGUCUGUCAAGGAAACCCUGUACACUGCAUUGAGGUGCCUACGAGAGUCCCAGCGGGUACGCACUUUAUGGAUCGAUGCUCUUUGUAUAAAUCAGGAUGACUUGGAUGAACGCGGCCAUCAGGUGCGUACCAUGAAGGAGAUAUAUGAGCACGCAGCCACGACCAGGGUUUGGUUAGGAACCGAAACAAUCGAGAACGACCUCGCAUUCGAUACCCUUGCCUACCUUGGGAGCGCCGGAUCUGGUGUCAAUCAUCUGCCGGACCACAUCAUCCAUGGCCUUCAACACUUGAUCAUCUUCAAAGAGUUGUUGCAGAGGGAGUGGUGGUCGCGCGUGUGGGUGUUGCAGGAGGUGGUCCUUGCGAAAGAAGUGGUUUUCCAUUGUGGGAACCGACUGCUACCCAUGGAUAUCCUGAUCAGAACUUAUCACGUCUUGCAAAAUUCUCGAAACAACGGCCUGCUCCACGCGCUGGACAACUUCGAGUCAGAGGAAGGCCUUGCCGACUUCGUGGCCACAAUGUCCCGAGGACUAGAUCCAAUCAGGAACCUCACUCGCUUCUACCAAAGGCCAAGUCAUAUGAGCUCUGAGUUUGAUUUCAUCCUGCUGCUUGCGAAGUGUCGCGAAAACAAUGCAACAGAUCCUCGGGACAAGAUAUAUGGCCUCCUUGGCCUUGCGCCUCCCUGGGUCACUGAACUCAUUGAACCAAGCUACGACCGGUCUCAUAAACAUCUAUAUACUCGGACGGCCCUGCAGCUGAUGUCGAAAUUGAACUCAUCCAUACUAUUCAACCAAGCAGGGCUAUCUUCCCGGACAGCAACCAACGAGGUCAUACCAUCAUGGGUACCUGAUUGGUCACAGCAAGGCAACCAAUGGGUCGACAUUGAAUUACGUCUCCAGCAAGAGAAACUGUUCGAUGCUUCCGGAUACCAGCUAGUUCUCCUCCCUAUACAUGACGAUGGAGUCUUGAUGCGAGGGCUUCCUGUCGACAUUGUCAUUGCAACAUCGGACAAGAUGCCAUCACACUGCAGACACCCUGAGGCUCGUGCUUGCUUUGCUCGCUGGGAAAGCUUCUCAUGCACUGGGUUGAGUUCGCGCAACUUCAGAGAUCAGGCGGAUGGCAUGUACACCGAAUCAUAUUGGCAGACUGUCCUGAACGGAGCUUUGCCGAGCAACGAGCAAGCAAAGUUAAGACGACUUCGUUUCCGGGAUCAUGAGAUUUUUGCCGAAUGGCGGCGCCGGUCUCAAUGGAGAGCCACGCAGCUCGAGUCGAGUCAAACCCUGCAAUCCACCGAUCUCUUGGAUGAAUACAUCUCUUCCACAACCCGCAAUCGCAGGCUUUUCAUGACCGCAGGAGGUAAGUUGGGCAUCGGACCCGCCGGGACAAAACGCGGAGAUUAUUUAUAUCUUUUGGCUGGUGCGACACAUCCGUGCCUGCUCCGACAAGUCAAGUACCGGCUUGAUCUAUAUCAGCUCGUCGGCGAAUGCUACGUCCACGGCAUCAUGAACGGCGAAGCAACAAAAAUGGCAAUGACAUCGACAGCUCCUGUAUCCAUUGCCGGUCUAAAGAAGAUCACAAAUGUGCGCCGCCGCCCCACAAAAACACACGGAGACGAGUGUUUCGAGAGAUGGAUAUGGAAUCAUUACUUCGCCGUCUUCGAAAGACGUCGGAGCCGGGUUAGGAGGAUCACUCUCACGCGAUCGAGCUAUGAGAUCGGAGGGGGACGUUACCCCGAUCUGUCUGUUCUCCUUGCUCGUGAUCUAGAGGUUUACGAGCAAGAGUGGUGUGAAUGUCCGCCCGUGGCUGACGACACGGAGCAGUCGUGGAGAUCAGUUGUACUCUAUUGA
Molecule: messenger RNA, 2760 nt
Organism: Exophiala spinifera
Lineage: Eukaryota; Fungi; Ascomycota; Eurotiomycetes; Chaetothyriales; Herpotrichiellaceae
Exons: 1
Coding region: 1-2760 (919 amino acids)
Source: RefSeq, a predicted model, not a curated record